This is a messenger RNA of Vitis riparia (riverbank grape), 1661 nucleotides long. RefSeq lists its product as uncharacterized. The record is from RefSeq and is a predicted model, not a curated record. Gene Ontology annotation, molecular function: 3'-5'-RNA exonuclease activity. Lineage: Eukaryota; Viridiplantae; Streptophyta; Magnoliopsida; Vitales; Vitaceae. The transcript is spliced from 7 exons. The coding region runs from base 227 to 1159 and encodes 310 amino acids.
UUGUCUGAAGGGCCAUGGAUUGAUUCUCCUCUCUCCAAGUUCACACUUGUAGCUUUCAAUUCCUACUCUAUUCAACAUUCAUUCUCUGCGUGAUACCAUUACACACCUGAGAUCACAAUCCCUAAAACUGCAGCUAGUAGCUUACUUUUCUUCUUGGAAAUUAUUUUUUUGAUCAAUACGAUCAUGUAGAAGGAACUGGAGGACAGAGGUAGACUUGGAGGCAAAAAUGAGUGUGUCCUUGACUGUGAUGACCUUCAAUCUUCAUGAAGAUCAACCAGAUGACAGCCCAAAUUCAUGGGAGAAAAGGAGAGAUUUGUGUAUAAGCGUUAUCACCAGUUAUUCACCCAUGAUCCUCUGCACCCAACAAGGUGUAAAGACGCAAUUGGAAUUUCUGCAGCAGGGUUUGCCGGGUUAUGAUCAAGUUGGAAUUUCAAGAAAAGGAUCCCAAGACACUUCAGAUGAACAUUGCACCAUCUUCUAUGACAAAGAAAAGGUAGAGCUGCUAGAAAGUGGAACAUUUUGGUUGUCGGAGUCACCUUCAGUUCCUGGAAGCACAUCAUGGGGUUCUGUAGUUCCAUGUAUUGCAACGUGGGCGACAUUCCAAUUAAAAGGAGUCGAGCCACCAGGUUUUUCAUUUCAGAUUGUAAAUACAAACAUGGAUGAGUUCAGUCCUCGUGCCCGUAGACGAAGUGCUUUACUCACAUGGCAGCAUAUUGCAUCCUUACCACCUAGCUUGCCGGUUGUAUACUGUGGAGGAUUUAAUACACCAAAGGAAUCAACUACAGGGCGUUUUCUUCUUGGAAGAUCUAGGGAGCAUGGCGUUGUAGGUGAUAUGAGGGAUGCAUGGCCCAGUGCUCGAGUGAGAAAAAAUGGUUCACUCAUACGCACUUACCAUGGAUUCAAAGGUGACAAGCAAGGAGCCGUUGAAUUCCUUAAGUUGAUAUUCAGAGCACUUUGCCUCUGCUGGGAUCGCCAAACUCAGGAUCUACAUAUAGAUUGGGUUCUUUUCAGAGGCAGAUCCCUGAUUCCUGUUUUAUGUGAAGUGGUGAAUGAUAACAUUGAUGGGUACUAUCCAUCCUCUCACUAUCCAAUAUUUGCUGAAUUUAUGCUUCCUCGAACCAUCAGACUCAUUGAACCACCUACACAAGAGGACAACUAAGCCCCUCCUGGUGUGGAGAUUUUGGUAGCUAAACUUCAGGCACAAGUGUUUGAGAGAUCACACAAGGACCUUUGAGUGCCUCUAAAGCAUCUGAAAAUGGAGGUCAGUUUUCUUGAAAAAACGGCUAUAUAUAUCUAUUUUCAUUUUGGGUGUAUCUAAAGCAGAAGCUCCUUCCCAUGAGAGUUAAGUGGGAAAGAGACACUGUGAUGUUUUCCUCUAGUUUGGCUAUUCAAAUAUAACUGUUCUUUUGGGGGAAUAAAAGAUAAGAAAGCUGGUAGCUUUAGAUUCAUGAUAUGUCUUGGUUUUAUUGUUAAUCCCAGUCAAAAGAUGGAUGUGGGUGUUGAUGUGUAGAUUGAUGUGUGGAUGGUGAUCUCAUACCCAUAACUUUCCCAUCUAAGAAGUUGUUUGAGUGGGUUUUUCAAAAUAUUUAUGUAAUUAUAUUUUUAGAGGAUGGUAAUGAUUUACAAAAGAGGAAUGUGAGAUUGAUUGCUUAUUCUUAUUA